Messenger RNA from Populus euphratica (Euphrates poplar), 447 nucleotides. RefSeq names its product AP2-like ethylene-responsive transcription factor SNZ. Bases 1 to 447 code for a protein of 148 amino acids. NCBI's taxonomy places the organism in Eukaryota, Viridiplantae, Streptophyta, Magnoliopsida, Malpighiales, Salicaceae. The record is from RefSeq and is a predicted model, not a curated record. The transcript has a single exon.
AUGGCUAAACAACUCCCAUCAACAUCUGACCCAAACCACCUUCUCCAAAUCUACUCCUCUCUCCACCAAGCCCACCACCACCUCUCCUCCAUCCUCUCCCAAAACCAACUUCCUUCUUUCCCUCUUCCACCACCACUACCACAAGAGAACUCUCUCUCGUCGGCCACUGGAGCUGAUGAGAAUGGGAACGAGCCUAUGCAAGUAGGUGAUGAUGAUGAUUAUGAAGAGAAUUCCAAUGAGGUGGUGUCUAUUGAUAAAGUGGAGGUGAGGAUGAGAGAUUCUUUUAUUAAGAAUAAGAGGCCUAAAAGGCCUCUUUCCCCAUCAACGGUGGCCGUGGCUGAGGAGAGGAGGUUGUCCGAUGAUGGGUUUGGGGGAGGGAUUAUGGGUUUUGAUCCUCAUGGGACUAGGUUGAGGGCUUUGGAUCUUAUCUCCCAGUUUCAUGGCUGA